Molecule: messenger RNA, 549 nt
Organism: Penicillium concentricum
Lineage: Eukaryota; Fungi; Ascomycota; Eurotiomycetes; Eurotiales; Aspergillaceae
Exons: 2
Coding region: 1-549 (182 amino acids)
Source: RefSeq, a predicted model, not a curated record
AUGCCUUCUCCCAAUGAAAAACCCGAUAUCACAGCCCUCCUACUGAAAGCAAUCACCAAGGAAUCCAUCUUCCGCCUGGUAGAUCUUCUACGAGACAUCAUCAAACACAGCCCAGAGGGUCGUAAAAUUGCCUCAAAAUGGCUACUAGCAGCAAAGGACGAUGCGAAAUCCGAGCCAGUUCCCACUGCUCCCGUUGCAUCUGGCCAGUCCGCCAAAGAAGAGUCCACCGAGCCUACGGCUAGUAUCCCAAUGACAUCCCGUUUCGAAACAUGUCUCUAUUGUCUGAAAAAGUUCGAUGUCACUAAAAACUCAGCGACAAGUUGCAGAUAUCAUGUUGGCCCCGACAUGAUCGACGAAGAAUUCUUCAGGGAUGAGAUUAUCGCUGGGGUUGAUGUUGACAAUGAGGAAUGUCGUGAGGCUUGGCCGGAGAAGUUCUCCUAUACUUGUUGUGGAAGGGACUUGCUUGAGGAGGUUUGUCAGGUUGGUUGGCAUAAGGUUGCGAAGCGUCCUAGCAAGAGAGUUAUUCCGGAGGAGGUUCGAUGGGGUUAG